AUGCAGCUCAUCAUCUUCCUCACUGCCGCCCUGGCCGCCGUUGCCCAGGCCGCCGACGUCUGCGGCGCCUCUGGUUCCAGCUGCGGCGGCACCCUCCGCUGCUGCAACGGCAUCGCGGCCGGUUCAUGCUGCCGCUUUGGCGCUUCCACCUCGGUGCGCUUCACGCUGCCCGCGAACAGCCGUGGCCAAGCCUACACCAACGGCGACUGCACCGGCAAUUCGUUGACCUUUAGCACGGCCAACGCCGGCACCUUCUGCCUCGCCUGGACCGGCCGUGGCUCCGGCCGCUGGCUCGAGGGCCGCUCGCUGGUCAAGGUCCGCAGCGACGGCACCGAGGCCAGCGCCCAGGAGGAGUGCGAGGAGCCCAACGCCUUUUACAACGAGCAGGGCAUGGAGAUCACCGCCCGUGAUGCUGCACUUCUCGACCAGGAGUAA
Pyricularia oryzae 70-15 is the source of this 435-nucleotide messenger RNA. RefSeq lists its product as uncharacterized. The record is from RefSeq and is a predicted model, not a curated record. The transcript has 2 exons. Lineage: Eukaryota; Fungi; Ascomycota; Sordariomycetes; Magnaporthales; Pyriculariaceae. Bases 1 to 435 code for a protein of 144 amino acids.